UGUUCAGCCUGGAGGUGCGCUGUGUUGUGUCACUAUACUAUACUGACCAUGCUACUGACUGGGUGAUGUGAGUGAGGUGGUGCGAUUCGUGCGUAUUAACUGCAAUUCAGUCAGUUUCUUCAGGGUCUUCGACUUUAUAAGACAGUGACAAUUAGCCGCGGAAAAUUGUGGUUUUCAUAGAGUUCUCUGGGAUUCUAUUUACCCCAAGGCUGGUUUUUUUUUCAGGGGGCCUUACCUUUGUUUUCUCCAGGAAGAGGUACUACGUAAAAAGCGUGCGUCAGUGAAACAGGCCUCACCUGCUGACGGAUGGCGUUUUUAAGAACAGUCUCGCGGCGGUGUCCCGGUAAAAGGCUGACGAAGUAUCUCAUGGCAUUGCCUGCCGGUACCGCAAGGCCGUCUGUGCUAAUGGUUCAGUUUUGCGAAAGAGGAUAUUCCGCUACACCGUUGACUGAGGCGAAACCGGUACCACGACAAAUUGACCCCCUGGAUCUCAAGUUUAACGAUCCCAUGGCUGCCUUCAAAAGUAAAACUAUGACUGAGUUGAUUCGCGCCUACGUCGUUUACCAAAUAUGUUCGAUGGACUACCUCGUCGAAAACAACAUGAAGAUAAUGAAGAUAGUAAGACAAGUGUUUGGUGACAAACUAUUCACUCUAAUUAUGAAGAGCACUUUUUAUGGGCACUUUGUCGCAGGAGAAGAUGAAGUAAAAAUUAGGCCUGUUUUGGACAGAUUACGACAAUUUGGUGUGAAGCCAAUUCUAGAUUAUUCCGUCGAAGAGGAUAUCUCUCAGGAAGAAGCAGAGCGGCGAGAAAUAAAAGCUUCAGUGUCGGAAGCAGGAGAUGACAAGCAAGAAGGUACUUUAAAGAAGUACCAUGUAGAAAAAUCAUUCGCAGACCGGCGUUACAAAGUAUCUUCGGCCAGAACUUAUUUCUAUUUAAAUGAAGCCUCCUGUGAACGCAACGUGGAUGUCUUCAUUAGAUGUUUAGAAGCCAUUGCGGGUGCCUCCAUGGGCGUUGGUAUUACUGCUGUCAAGUUAACUGCUCUUGGUCGACCUCAGCUAUUGCUUCAAUUAUCCGAAGUAAUUAUGCGAGCGCGUCAGUACAUGUCGGACGUGGUUGGCGGUGAAGGCGCCGUUUUGGACCAUCACGCAAAACCUGAUGACUUUAAAAAGAAGUUUGCAGAGGCUCAAAUUAAGGAUGCAGUGCCUGUACAAAGGUUCCUUGACAAAAUACAAUCGGAUAAAGAAGGAAAUGUAAUUCACUUGUUUCCCUGGAGUGGAAUCCUCGAUGAGAACUACGAACUAUGUGAUACUUUCCAAGUCCCAGACAUUAAGACUGGAAAAAUGGUGAAAUUGAUGUCACAGCUGACAUCAAAGGAGGAAGAGAUGUUUAGGAACAUGGUUAGAAGAUUGAACACGAUUGUCUCGGUUGCUGACAAGCUGAAUGUCAGAAUAAUGAUCGACGCGGAGCAGACGUACUUCCAACCUGCGAUAUCGCGGCUAACAUUGGAGAUGAUGCGCAAGUACAAUACAAAAAAGGCCGUGGUGUUCAACACAUAUCAGACAUACCUUAAAGAUGCUUAUAACGAAGUCAAGACUGAUCUUGAACAGGCCGAGCGUCAAAAUUUCUACUUUGGCGCUAAAAUCGUACGCGGUGCUUAUAUCGAACAGGAAAGAGCACGAGCUGCCGCCAUGGGUUAUCCUGACCCAACAAAUCCCACAUAUGACGCCACUACGGAGUGUUAUCACAGGACGUUAAUGGAAUGUUUACGGAGAAUGAAACAGUACAAAGAUAAGGGUGAAGAUCCUAAGAAAAUCGGAAUCAUGGUGGCUUCCCAUAAUGAAGAUACUGUGCGUUUUGCAAUUGAAAAAAUGAAGGAAAUAGGAAUUUCGCCUGAGGAUAAGGUCAUUUGCUUUGGUCAGCUGUUUGGCAUGUGUGAUUAUAUCACAUUCCCUCUUGGUCAGUCGGGGUACUCUGCUUACAAGUACAUCCCUUACGGCCCUGUGAAGGAAGUGUUACCAUAUCUAUCUCGAAGAGCCCAGGAGAAUCGAGGUGUGCUGAAGAAAAUCAAGAAGGAAAAGCAGCUCCUACUUAAAGAAAUCAUGAGGCGUAUUGUUCGAGGAGAAAUAUUUUAUAAACCCAAAGGCAAUUACACUCCUGUCUGAGCAACUACUGCUUUUACCCGGCGAAAGUCGAGUAAGAAGUUUAAGUAGUAAUUGCAAUUUAGCGAAUCUUACAUGACCGUAAAACGAAUCGUAAAAUCCAAAAUAAUAACUCUUUCAUCAGAUUGGUGAUAUUCUGAUCAGAGCGCAAGGGCCGAUUGCGUGAAACGUGAAGCACUGUGAGCUAUCGUUCGAGAUCGCUUAAGCGGUAAAUAAAAAUAAAAAUUGUGUGACAGUGCAGAGAUCAGUAGAAUCAUCUACCUUCUUCAACGAAUUGAAUGGAUUUAGAUCCACGAAUGGAUCUGAACCGAUGUUUGUUUUUUAAACUCUUUGCUGUCUGUUUCUCUCCGUUAGAAAUCAUUUGGAGAAAAGCUGUGAGAAGGAAUAGGUGGUCUUUGAAAUCCCUGCAUAUUAAUGAGCUUACAUCAGUACCGUAUAGUAACGCAGCACUGUUUACAAAAGCAGAGUUAAUUGCCUUAAAUAAGUUACCUAAGAAUCUCACGAAAUAUCAAUGUAAAAUAGUUAUUUAUUAGAAAAAAUAGUUUUACAUUGUUCUUAAAGCUCUCUUUGUAUUUCUCGCUAGCCGCACUUGGAUUCAUUCUUUUUAUUCUGUUACGAUUGUAUCAAAUACAUUUAGCUUACAAAAUUGCUAUCCAAUGGCAUUAUCCAGACGGUUGACUGUUUUUUGUUUUUAAGUGAACCUUUUUUUAUUCAUGAAGGGACCAUUUGUUGUGAAAGAGCUCCACAAGGAAAGAACUAAUUUACAAUAAAUGACAUCGCUAUGCAUACAAAAAAUGUUCACUUUUAACGAACAACUUUUUACGUGUGCUCUAUUGAAACAUAAAUAUGCACAAUUAGAUACUAUUUUUUUUUUUUAAAUUUAAAUUAAGAACAAUGCAUUUUGCGAAAUAGAACAGUCUAUAAGUAUUUCAAAAACAAGAGUCCCUUUGUUGGAUAUUUAUUCUCUCAAAACUCGCGUUCAAUGGAGUAUGAAAGUAUCAUUUAUCUAAAUUAAUGAGUGAAAUUUAAAAAGAAGAUUUGUGUACGCGCUUGAUCUUUGUAAGUCGAAUAAUAGUCUAAGGAAACUGAUUUUUUUUAGAGUUUUAGUGGUUGAAAUCGAAAUUUGCUGUUUGGUAUGAGUCAAUUUAAUGUACGCGACAAAUAUGAGAGAAUAAAAAUAUCUUUUGCUCCUGUAUGCUCUCUCUGUUCGAGUAUUAAGAAUUAAAUUAAAUCAUAAAGAUCAGAGUACGGUCGAUGACUUUCAAGCAGUUGAAAUGAAAGUACAAAACUAAUCUAUAAGUUUUUAGUACGUUUUUGAAACUCCUGACAUUUUGAAUUUUAAAUUUUAACAGAAUUUGAAUAUUUAUUUUCCUUAUUGAUUCAGUUUUUUCUAUUUAUUGACUACCUACUUACGAAAUCGACGAUUACAAAUAAUGAUUUUUACUGAGAUACGGAAUGUGAUCUUUUUUUUCAAUUUUUACGAAUGAUGUGAACCAUGAGUCUUGGAAACAACACUAAAUUUUCUGAACAUAAAUAAAGAGGCAUUGUUAAAGUUA
This is a messenger RNA of Belonocnema kinseyi, 3716 nucleotides long. It is a transcript of the gene slgA, whose product is annotated as proline dehydrogenase 1, mitochondrial. The transcript is spliced from 12 exons. Gene Ontology annotation, cellular component: mitochondrion. Gene Ontology annotation, molecular function: proline dehydrogenase activity; FAD binding. Bases 307 to 2163 code for a protein of 618 amino acids. Lineage: Eukaryota; Metazoa; Arthropoda; Insecta; Hymenoptera; Cynipidae. The record is from RefSeq and is a predicted model, not a curated record.